GCCGCGGCAAGAGGAAGCGACAGGCCGCGACGGCUGGUAGGCGACUAUGGCCGGGCAGAAGGGCGGAGAACCGCCGAAUUAUGUUGCGCGUCUUUCCGAGUGGGCGGACGCGCAUCUCACCCUCGUUCGGGUACGCGCCUGGAAUCGGUCCGGCCAAAGCGGAGGGUUGGUCAACAUAAGUACUGGAUUGGCAAUAGCUGGAGCGAUUGUACUUGCAAAGAGUAUCAAAUUGACAGCCAAAUUCACAAAUGCUUUUGAAAUACCUCCGGAAUUUAUAGAGAAGAAUGUUAAACUACGUGGACAAUUACGUCAAAUAACCGAGCAAGGAUUAGAAAUUGAACAUGUACCUAUUACCCUUCCGAUCAUUUCCUCUCUGCAGAAAAGAUGGAACUCAAAUGGUUUGUUGCUUGUCAGGCUUGCUGGUGUGGAGUUAACAUCUGACGGUGUAAUCUGGUUAAAAGAAGAAAUGAAACCAUCACAAAUGAUUUGGUUCCAGCUUUUGGGCAGAAAAGAAUCAGCACUUGAUUGCUUUGUAAUAGUAAAUAAGGGGAGAUUCUCCAGUAUUUGUCUAAAUGAAGAGAUCUUGCGACAGGGGCUUGGCAGGACAGUUCGUAUUGAAGGGUUGGCGCAUGAAUCCCGGAUAUACUGGAAGCUUCACAAGAGGCUACUUCAAGCAGAAAUGAAAGCUGUGAAAAAGAGGAAAGGAAUCUGGAAAGAAGAGACAUUCAUUGAAAAGCUCAAAGAACACAUAAGCAAUUACAAAUUCAUCCAAAAAUUAAAGCAGUUUGCAAUAUGGUUGAGAAUCCGGCUAUGAAAACAAUAGCUUGGAGCAGCGGGGAGCACCUUGUUAGUUUCUGUGAAAACGAUGUAACUAAGUUCUUAAAGAAGAUGAAAACAUCUGAUACUUACAUCUUAAAAAAUGUGCAUAUACGAUACACAUAAUUAUUGUUAAAAGUUUUGAUCUAUUUUUUUCACAAUGAAGAACACUCUUUAGGCUAACUCUCCCAGAGGAAGAAAGCACAAAAUAUAAUGUGAAUAUAAAGGAAAUAUGGAAAUUACUGGUGAUGUGUUUUACAAAGAUUGCAUGAAACUUCCGGGCAAAAAGAAAAAAGCGAGAAAUGUUCUCCAUUCUUACAUUUUGUGCAAAAAAUUGGUCAGCUUUUUCAUAAUAGGGCAGCUAUAAUGCUGAUGUUUGACCUUUGGCAACAUUAUACAUGUUUCUAAAUGCUGAAUUUGACUUUAUUUGGCAGACUGCUAUCAGGCUUCAGUGUAUGACGGCAGCAUUAUUUAACGCUUUUGCGACAAUAGUCUGAUUUAGGUUCAUACUGGCACUGGUAAAAGAUGAUUAGCUAAUUAUGUAAAUUGCCCCCAUAAACAUUUUGGAUUUUGUGCUUUCUUUCUAGAGAUUGUUCUUAAUGGAUACUGCCCACAUUCUAUAAGUAUCAAAGUGUAGCAAUUGCAAUUCUUGGUUGGUUACUCCUAUAGCUUUGCCAGGUUUCUUUCAGAAAAGGUAGAAAUUUUACCAGCCAAACUAUCUUAUCUGUACAUGGUGUAUGCUCUCUAUGGUCUCUGUCCGUGGGGCUUCAUUCCUUUGUUGUGUACGUUUCUCUUUACUUCGUGAUGCCACGUGAAAGAAAGAAAUGCAGCUGCCUGUAUAAUAAUUUGUUUAUCAAGGAGAAUAGCUAAUUUCGGAGAGACCAAUGUGUUCAAGGGUUAGUAUUACUGUUUAUGUUUUAUAGACUUCCUAACAUUUUAAGGGACAAAGAAGGAAGUGACAUUGAAAUUAUGGAUUUGUGCUCAAGGCAAGUUUGUAUUGAAUUUAAAUGUAAAGAUUAAUUGACCUGAUCAUAAGAUGUGAUCACAUGGAUAGAUAUACUUUGGUAGAACAUUAUGUAUUACUUUGUGUUCUGAACCACUUAUUUAUAUGCUUAACUAGCACUUGACAACAUUUCGAAUGUUCUUGCUAAUGUAAGUAAUAUAGAGAGAGAAUAUAUCUACAUUGAGAAUUAAAUCUUAUAGAAAUGUUUUUUUUUUUGCUGAUCUGUAUUGUCUUAAAAUUAGUUCAAUACAAAGCAAUAUGUAUUCCUUAAAUAUCAAUAUAUAAAAUACAGUUCUUCAGUCUCCCUAUU
Pseudonaja textilis is the source of this 2129-nucleotide messenger RNA. RefSeq names its product mitochondrial inner membrane subdomain organizer 1 (gene MISO1). Lineage: Eukaryota; Metazoa; Chordata; Lepidosauria; Squamata; Elapidae. The record is from RefSeq and is a predicted model, not a curated record.